Messenger RNA from Ceutorhynchus assimilis (cabbage seed weevil), 375 nucleotides. Lineage: Eukaryota; Metazoa; Arthropoda; Insecta; Coleoptera; Curculionidae. The record is from the annotation of a GenBank genome assembly.
AUGAAAGUAGCUAUCAUUUUCUUCGCUCUUGUAGCUGUAGCCCUUGCUGGCAACCCUGACGCUGAUGCUACAGUUCUUAGAAACGACUUGGACAACAUUGGAGUUGAAGGAUACAAUCAUGCAUACGAAACUAGCAACGGAAUUUCAGCACAAGCAGAAGGUCACCUAAUCAACGCCGGAGCUGAAAAUGAAGCUGUAGCUGUUCGCGGUUCGUUCCAAUACACCGGACCAGAUGGCGUUGUCUACACUGUCACUUAUGUAGCUGACGAAAACGGUUUCCAACCUCAAGGCGCUCAUUUGCCUACUGCGCCUCCUCAAUAAGUUUUGACUGAUGUGAUGCUAGUGAUUAGGUUUAAGUUGAAAAGUUAAUAGAAA